CACACAGUCUCCCUGUUCUCCUCCGGCAGCCUAUGUCUGUGCGUCUUUUCGCGUCUUUGCAUUAUUUCCCCCCCGCGUAUCCCUUCGCAGUGAUGUGCCGUUACACGGUCUCCGGCUGGUAGCAUCUUGGGAGCUCUUCUCAACAGGAACCUGCUCUGGAGGAGACAAACCAGGAUGGUAACUCGUUGUUCGUAACCAGCUUCACUUUGACGAAGGCCGCUGUAACCUCAAUCUCUUCUCCUAAACACUGACUAGCGUUCCUCAGCCAUGUCUAACAUAAACAAUGCACUUUGCAUUGAAAAUGGACAGAAUGCAGAUGUGUCUCUGCUACAAAAGGAUAAUCUUCAGGAUGGUGGAUUAAGUCAGCUUUUGGAUUAUAAUGCAGAAAUGGAAAGGUACAGGUCUUUUGCAAACUUUUAUAAAACCAAUGGGGCAUUUCCACAGACUGCUAAGAUUGCCCGCAUCACGACGCCCAUUUUUCCCAGUGCUAGAAUUGGUAUGUCCCCUUGGAACUGUGAUAACGCCAUGCUCUGGGGAAGGAAAUCAGCGGCAAUAAACCCUAAUAGGACCAGCAUGCAUAGAAAUGACUCCCAGAGGCCGGGGAAGCCUGGCGUGCCGCCAGAGACGCUGCAAAUGGCAAAUAAUAAUUUCCUCUCUACCUUAUCCCCCGAACACUGCAGACCUUUAGCAGGAGAAUGCAUGAACAAGCUGAAAUGCGGCGCUGCUGAAGCAGAGAUAAUGAAUCUCCCAGAACGCGUUGGAACUUUUUCCGCUAUUCCGGCUUUAGGGGGCAUCUCAUUACCUCCCGGGGUCAUCGUCAUGACAGCCCUUCACUCCCCCGCAGCCUCAGCAGCCGUUACAGACAGUGCGUUUCAAAUUGCCAAUCUGGCAGACUGCCCACAGAAUAAUUCCUCAGCAUCCAGUGGAAACCCAGCAAAGAAGAAAAGGAAAAGGUGUGGGGUCUGUGCACCUUGCAGGCGGCUAAUCAACUGUGGUGUCUGCAGCAGUUGUCGGAACCGCAAAACGGGCCACCAGAUCUGCAAAUUUAGGAAAUGUGAGGAGCUGAAAAAGAAGCCAGGCUCAUCGCUGGAGAGGACGCCGGUCAACAACGGCGAAGCUUUUCGGUGGUUCUUUUAGAAAGAAAGCCGUGGCCACCCCAUCCACCAGUUAGGAGGGCAGGUGGGACUCUUGACUCUCUGCCAGGAGCACUUCAUGGGUUCACAGAACCCAUCACGCCCGAAACAUUUGGAGAGGAUGAAAGAAGAAAACGUGGACAGACAAAAAGAUAAAAGAUAACAUAAUGGUGUUGUUUUAACUCUGUAAUUUCCUUUUCUGUGUAAUUAUUGUACCUUUUGACAGUAUCAUAAUGUAUAUUUUUGGUGUCUAUGAAUGUGUUUUCAGUGUCGUGGCUGUAGGUUCACAGCCAAUCCUGUGUAAAGGACUCAAACAGACAAUCAUACAGUCACCCUGAAUCCGUCAAACAGGAAGAGGCCACAAGGAUCGAGGAUAUACAAACCCAACACACUUCACCGCGGAGCAAUAAUCUAUUCUUGUGAUUAUUCUUCAACCUUUUAUAUAUUUUUUUUACUUCAAUUAUUAUAUCAAACUGAGUCCUAUUCAGUUUUUUGUUCUUUUUUAAUGUAAUCCGCAAUCCACAUGCUCAUGUUUAGACCAUUGCUGGCAGUGUAAUAUGUUUGCGAACGAUAGCAGCAGCGCUCCCGUGAUGGGUUUGUUGAUGUGCUUCCUGGUUUGAGUGGACAUAGAGCAGAACGGCCCACAUUGUCCUGUGUGGUGAGCUACACUUCUUUAAGCUCUAAUUGGGCGUCAUUUGAUUGUGGCAGCGCCAGAUGUUUGAGUCAGACUGCUGUCUGAGGGGUCAUAUUCUCAAAGAAAAUCCUUUUUUUUUCCCUUACAGAACUACAUAGGUCAUU
Messenger RNA from Pundamilia nyererei, 1931 nucleotides. RefSeq names its product CXXC finger 4 (gene cxxc4). Gene Ontology annotation, molecular function: methyl-CpG binding; zinc ion binding. The record is from RefSeq and is a predicted model, not a curated record. NCBI's taxonomy places the organism in Eukaryota, Metazoa, Chordata, Actinopteri, Cichliformes, Cichlidae. Gene Ontology annotation, cellular component: nucleus. The transcript is spliced from 3 exons. The coding region runs from base 268 to 1137 and encodes 289 amino acids.